AUGCUCGGUGUCGUUGUGUUUGCCCAUCUACAAAAUAUUUUGCAUCGGAAAAUCAUACACAGACCACAAACAGUAGUGAAACCGAACGUUUUAAAGAUAGUGGAUGCUGCACAUUUGGAUGCAUUUUUAGCAAACUGUGAUUGCAAACAUGAGUCGAGAAAUACAGUUUUGCUGAAAGUUGUUGUAAUAUUUGUUAUUUGUGUAGUCUUCGUUUUGGUUACAUACAUGCUUUUCCUAAUGUGUUUGAAUCCUAUGCUACGUAAACAACGUAAUUCGGUGCCAUAUAGACAGCAAAACGAUGAGAUGGAAGACAAUAUUUUUGCUCGGACAACACCAGCGAAUGAUCGAUUUUCAGAUAUUUCACCUUCAAUCACCAUGCGAUCUCGAAACAGCAAGUUUUUUGCAAAUUUUAACGAUUACUAUGACAAUGACUAUAUGUUUCAGUGUCUCAUAAGCAUGAAAUCUAUCAACAAUGUUCUGGGACGAGUUGAAGCCGAACAAAAUCGCUGGAUGCGAAAAGUUGAAGAACAACGGCGGAAUAUUUUCACGGAUCAUACUAUGCUUAAUUGA
Molecule: messenger RNA, 570 nt
Organism: Acanthocheilonema viteae
Lineage: Eukaryota; Metazoa; Nematoda; Chromadorea; Rhabditida; Onchocercidae
Source: the annotation of a GenBank genome assembly